This is a messenger RNA of Pyrus x bretschneideri (Chinese white pear), 915 nucleotides long. RefSeq names its product respirasome Complex Assembly Factor 1-like. The record is from RefSeq and is a predicted model, not a curated record. The transcript is spliced from 4 exons. The coding region runs from base 238 to 639 and encodes 133 amino acids. Lineage: Eukaryota; Viridiplantae; Streptophyta; Magnoliopsida; Rosales; Rosaceae. Gene Ontology annotation, biological process: mitochondrial respirasome assembly.
CCAAAAGUCCCAAUCGCAAUCUACAGCGAAGCUAGUCCAUUUUUCUAUUCAAUUAUUCAAUUUUAUUUGCUUUUCAAAUUUAAUCACUUUCCUCUCUCUCUCUGUUCUCCGGCCAAAUCCAAAAACCCUAACGAGCUCUGAUCAUUCAUCUGCAAGUUCGGCAGAAGCCCACUGAAUUUUGUGAAGAUUUUCGGGUCCAUUGUUAUUGUUUUGGAUAAAAUUUGUGAUUUGCAAAGCAUGAAAGAAGGGAAAUCAGUAAAAUUGAACGGUCAGCAGCAGCAGCCGCAGCCGCCGCAGCACCAGAACGGUCACUUGUCGCCGUUCAAAUUCGCCAAGUUGUUGGAUCCGGAAGCUUCCUGGGACAAGGAUCAAUUGGGAGAUGUCUUGCAUUGGAUUCGACAAGCAAUUGCCCUCGCAUGUGGGCUACUGUGGGGUGCAAUACCAUUGGUCGGAGGCAUAUGGUUCGUCAUUUUUUUGGUAAUAUCAACUGGAAUUAUAUAUGGCUACUACGCAAUGGUACUAAAGGUUGACGAAGAAGACUUUGGUGGUCAUGGAGCUCUCCUCCAAGAGGGGCUUUUCGCUUCCAUAACUCUUUUUCUGCUUGCCUGGAUUCUAGUAUACAGCUUGGGACACUUCUGAUUGGCUAUCUAUUCAAUAUCGCCGUCAUUUCCAUCCCCGGUGGUGUUCAGUUAUAGGACUUUGGUUACGAUGAGAAAGUUUCAUUAGAAGUCAUUAAGUCAGUACUGUUUGCUCGUUUCUUUAUGUUAAGCAACAUUAUGAGUUGGUGAAUCGGUGUUCCGGUCAAUGUUCCUUCAAAAACGUUCACGCAAUGUAGCAAUGUAUGGCAUGCAGAACUGACAAUCAAAAUUGUUUUGGUAGCCUCUAAUAAAAUUACCUGCAAUCAUUGUUCUUGUA